CAUCAAUAUUACUUGUCAUUUAACUUCAUGUUAUCUUAGUCAUAAAAUUGGUUGAGUAAGUAGUCGGAUUCAAUCAAUCAAUCAAUAAACAAUCAACCAAACAAUUGACCGACGACUGAUCAAUCAAUCACUCAAAAUAAUUUUCAUGUCAUCUUCUAACCCUUUCUCCAUCAAACAUGUAUGUAAUCUACAACAUUGGACUUUGACAUACGUGUCUGAUAUGCACCAUGAAUGGUUUGUCUUUUGGGGUUAGGCCCCUCGGUCCCGGGGCCCUGGUUGCGCCCUCGGUCGUGGCUCCGCCCCUGUCUCCUAUUGGCUGCAGGAGGAUCGGACUCUCCGAUCUGCGGGACCUUCGGUCUGGACCUCCAUCAGCUCUGCUCGGCGGUGACUCUGAUUUGGAACCGGAGCUGAUCAGAUCCGAACCGGUCCGGUCUGCGGGAUCAUGCGGCUCCCGCUGCUGUGCGUUUGGGCUGGAUGGAUGUUGAUGGUGUCCGGCGACGCGCAGCGGGAGGACGGAGGCGCACCGGCCGCCCGGGAGAGCCGCCGGUCCGGCUGGAGGAGGGAGAGCAGCCGCGGAGCAGGAGAUCCGGACGGAGGGAGCAGGAGAACCGCGGGCGGGCCUCACGUCCCCGGACCUCCAUGUUGCAUCAGGUGGAGUCUGUCGACUCAAACCAGGAAAUGCAUCAAAGCGCGGUGCCCCCCUCCCUGCAGGAACGGAACGUCAUGCCGACAACCCAACACCUGGUGGUGCAGGCCAGGUUUCCAUGGGAACCGCUGCCGGCUUUCCGCCGCUGCACGCUCUCCAACACGUGCCACGCCCACCCGGACCGGCACCACACCUGGUUCACAGGUGAAGAGGCUUUUAACCCGAGCCACUGAAGAAGAUACCGGUUCUGACCCGGUCAGGUCAGGAAGUUCAGGAGCUGCAGCUUUGGGCAGGAAAGAGAAGCGGGGGCGAGUUCUCAAGAAGCUUGGGAGUCCGGAGGAGACCCAGACCUCCUCAGGAGGUCCGGGUUUGACCAGAGAAGGUCCUUCUUCUGAAAAAGCCAGUCUUCACCCCAAAGUAGAGGAGAGAAGAUCUGGACCUAAACGCUUGGAGCAGAAACUGAGUCCUGGACCAAAUGGGGGCCGAGUUCUAACAGCAGGGAGGAGGAGGUGGGAGGAGAAGAAGAGGAGAGAAGUGAAACAGAAACCAAGUCUGAGGGAGGUCCAGUGGAUGCUGCAGAGAAAGACCUCCGGACCCGGAGGACCUGGAGGCGGCAUGGCCACGCUGCUGAUGAAGCACAUCGCAAAGGAGAAAAGGAGGCUUCACAGUCUGACCUCCUCAAACUCCAGCCGCAAGACCUUCUCCCAGCGGGGGCAGGAGUCCAUCAGCACCCCCACAGGAGGGGGGAGAGGACGGGACCGGAUCCGGGUCAUGUUCACGCCGACCAUCUGCAAGGUGCGCUGCAGCCAGGACAGAUGUGUCAACCACUGCGAGAGGGGCAACGCCACCACUGUGUACAGCAGCAGCAGCGGCGAAGGGGGAGCGGGCGUGAGGGACGGCUCUCAUGGACCGGGAUUCAGAGUCUUUCUGUGUCCUCUACUCUGCAAGAAUGGAGGGGUCUGUAUACAGCAGGAUCGCUGCCUCUGUCCGGCAAAUUUCACUGGAAAGUUCUGCCACAUACCCGUCACGCCAGAGGCCCACUUUACGGCAGGCAGGACCUCCUCCAUAAACGAGAUCAUCAAGCCCGCCUUGUUGUCUGCUGCAACGACCAAUCAGGACCUGACUCACUCUGAGUUUCUGCUGCCGCUUGGACAAAACCAGGAGGCCCAGCGGCCCGGCGUCCCCGCCUCCUCCAUGGUGAAAGUCAGAGUGCAGCACCCACCUGAGGCCAGCGUGAAGGUUCACCAGGUGGUAAAGGUGUCGGGAUCCGGUCCCACACAGAGAGCCCUUUCCUCCUUCUCCUCUGGAUCAGCGGGCGCCCCGGCACCAUCUCCAGACCUGAGCACAGCUCCGCCUUCUACAGGAAGCAGCGGGGUGCAGGCCCAGACAGUGAGGGGGGGCGGUACCUACACCCAGCACUCCGGCUUCAAAUACUGUUUCCGAGAAGUCAGAGACGGACAGUGCAGUUCCCCACUUCCUGGCCUGAGAAGCAGGGACGUGUGCUGCUCUGGGAUGGGGAAGGCGUGGGGCCUCACGGACUGCGUCCUCUGCCCAAAGAACGCAGGUCAAAGCAACAGCAGCUGCCCUGCUGGCUUUGGGCGCGUCAACGGAACGCAGUGUGUCGAUGUGAAUGAGUGCCUCCAGCCGGGGCUGUGUGAGAACGGCAUCUGUGUGAACACCAGGGGGAGCUAUAGCUGUGUGUGUAGAGUGGGGUUCAUCCUGGACGCUACUCACGGAGUCUGCAUUUCCCACAGUGUGAUCUCAGAGGAGAAGGGUCAGUGCUACCGGGUUCUGGAUCAGGGCCGGGGGCCGUCCUCCUGCUCUUUGCCUAUCGCCCGGAACAUCACCAAGCAGAUCUGCUGCUGCAGUCGGGUCGGCAAAGCCUGGGGCGCAGACUGCCAGAGGUGUCCUCACUUCGGUUCAGUGUCCUUUAAGGAGAUCUGUCCCGCUGGUCCGGGGUACCACUACUCCGCCUCCACCCUUCAAGUCACCCAGAGAGUCUCAGAGCACCUGGACCCCACAGGUACAGAAUCCGGGUCCAGCAGCAGCAGAACCUCCAUCUCCCAGCAGAAACCUUCUUCCUCGGGAACGACCUCCUCCAGCUUUUCAUCCUUUGGCGCCAGACCCAGUCCACCACAUUUGGAGAUCCGCCCCCGGCCAGAGCCCCGCCCAACAGCCGGUUCUCCUAGACAGCCUGCUAGUGGUGGAGCCAUAGUUCUGCAGGGAAAACCAGCAGUCCAACAGACACAACCUGGUUCUAGUGUGUCACAGUUAGCUCAGGCAAGACCUCAGUCUCCAUCUGGAGGAACUCAAGGCAGUCAGCCCUCCUUCAGGUCCCAACCCAGUCAGUUCCCAUCUGGAGGAGAUCUUUUCCCUCCUGCGGUCCUGCCCAAAAACCCUGCAAACCCCACAGCGCGACCCGCCAGAGUCCAGCCACUCAAAGGUGUCUGUGAGACCAGACCAGGUGUGUGUGGGCGUGGCCACUGUCUGGAUCUACCUGGUGGGAAACACUCCUGUUUGUGUGAGUCGGGGUACGAACAUGGUCCUCAACGGACGACCUGUCAGGACGUGGACGAGUGUCUGCAGAACCCCUGCAGCAACAGUCGGUGUGAAAACACACCGGGCAGCUACAGAUGUGUGUGUCGUCAUGGUUACAGGCUCUCUGGCAACACCUGCACAGACGUUGACGAGUGUGUGGAUCCUCUGCGGUGUCCCGGUCAGGAGUGUGUCAAUACCCUGGGCUCGUACCGCUGCACGUCCUGCCAACCCGGCUAUGGCCUGCUGAACGGGCUCUGCACAGACAUCGACGAGUGCCGCCAGAGUCCAUGCUCCAACGCUCGCUGUGAAAACACUCCUGGAAGCUACCGCUGUGUUUGUCGCCCCGGUUACCGGCUGCAGAACGACACCUGUGCAGACAUGGACGAGUGUGCGGAGCCGUCCCGCUGUAACGGACAGAUGUGCGUGAACUCUGCGGGGUCCUACAGGUGUGUGUCGUGUCGCUCCGGAUACAAGCUGACCAACAGACAGUGCACAGAUGUGGAUGAGUGUGAAAGCGCAGCAGCGUGUGAGGCAGACCGGCGCUGUGUGAACACAGCGGGCUCCUUCAGGUGUGAAUGUCUGCCCGGAUACCAAGCCUCCAGCCUUGGGAGGCAGUGCAGAGACAUCAACGAGUGCUUGGAGGGCGACUUCUGUUUCUCUGGGGGGGAGUGUCUGAACACCCCCGGCUCAUAUAUGUGUGUGUGCUCUCAGGGGUUCACACUGAGCAGCAAUGGCACCGCCUGCAAGGAUGUGGAUGAGUGUCUGAAACCAGGAGUGUGUUCAGAUGGUCGCUGUGUGAACACAGACGGUUCCUUCCACUGUCGAUGUGCAAACGGCUUCGCCUCCAACCCUGAGCGGACGGCCUGCCUCGACGUUGAUGAGUGCAUCUCUUCCAAUGGUUCAGUCUGUGGGUCCCAGCGCUGUGAAAACACGAUCGGUUCGUACCGCUGCCUCACUUCCUGUGAGGCCGGCUACAGAGUUCAGCCUGACGGCAGCUGUGCGGAUGAGGACGAGUGUGCGUCCCAGCCGGGCGUGUGCGGCACGGCGCGUUGUGAGAACCUGAAGGGAGGCUUUGUGUGUAGAUGUGACAUCACAGGGCAGGUGUUUGAGGCGACGAGCAGAAGAUGUGUCAGCGCCGCACCACGCCUGACAGAAACCGGGCGGGGCACCCAGAUCCUGUCCUCUGCAUUCUCCUCCGCUUUUCAUGUCAGAAUGGUGGAGCUGGCUCCACCAUUGUUAGCCCCCACUCCCCCUCCAGUGUCAGCCCCAACCCCCCUCCCCGAGGCUCGUCCUGGGGAGCUGAGGGAGUGUUACUACAACCUGGCCAACAGGGGGAGCUGCAGCCUGCUGGCGGCCAACACCACCCAGCAGGAGUGCUGCUGCACGGUGGGGGAGGGCUGGGGGCUUGGCUGCCAGUAUUACACCUGCCCACCUGCAAACACAGCUGAGUUUCUGGCUCUGUGUCUCAGCGGCAGAGGAUAUGUCACAGCAGGACCAGGAGUCUUCAACUACAGAGAUGUGGAUGAGUGUAAACGCUUCCAGCCUCAGGUGUGUAAGAAUGGAGUGUGUGUCAACAACAUACCUGGAUACAGAUGCUACUGCUACAGCGGAUACGUUUAUAACAGCACGCUGUUGGAGUGUGUCGAUCACGAUGAAUGUGAGGAGGAGACCUGUGUGGGCGGAGUUUGUGUCAACACAGUCGGUUCAUAUUACUGCACCUGUCCUACCCAUCUGGUUCUUGAUGAGACGCAACGAAACUGUGUGAACUCCUCCCACAGCUCUAUGGAUGAGAACCUGUCUGUGUGCUGGCAGCAUGUGAGCGCAGACCUGCUCUGCCAGAGCCCUCUGCUGGGGGGCCAAGUCACCUUCACCGACUGCUGCUGCAUGUACGGCGAGGGCUGGGGGAUGGGCUGCGCCCUCUGCCCGUCCUCAGACUCAGAGGAAUACGCCGCUCUGUGCAGUUCCUUUGCUCCUCCCUUCCCGGACAGCUAUCCUGAACCCCCUGGCCCUGAAACACGACUGCUUCUUGAAUCAGGACGAGGAGCUCCUCCUUAUGGUUCAGACCUGUACACUCGGACGCUGGUCCCCAGCAGAGACUUCAGUCGGCCUGACUACGACGAUUACUCACCAGCAGGGGGCGUCAGGUCGGGUUUUGGGGGGAGGACCCCCGGCACCUCCAGCCUGCCAGAAGAUGCUUAUCGUCCGUCGGAUUACAGUUCUUACUACUCUGAAGGAGACUACAGCUCCCCUGACAGCUCCGCCCCCCAAACCCCUUCAUUCCGACUCCCCCCAGACCCCCGGUCCGAGAUAGGAUUUGGGGCCCGUCCUUUCCCUCCAUCCCGGCCUGACGGACCUCCUCUAAGCCUGGCGCCGCUGCCUGGAUCUCCCUACGAUGAUCAGGAGGAGGAGGACGAGAUGACGUGGAGGCCCAGCCCACCGUUUCCUCCUUUCACUGACAGGAAUCGAGGAGGAGGAGGAGCAGGGGGACGAGGAGCACCAAGGAGGCUGUACGAGAGGCGUUACGAGUUGUACGCUGGACUGAGUGCAGCAGAGGAUUGUGGGAUACUUCAUGGCUGUGAGAACGGCAGGUGCAUCCGUGUCGCUGAAGGUUACACCUGUGACUGCUACCACGGAUACGAGCUGGACAUGACCUCCAUGACCUGCAUAGACGUCAACGAGUGCGAGGACGGCGUUGGCCUGGAGUUCCCGUGCGUGAACGCUCGCUGCGUCAACACCGAAGGCUCGUUCCGCUGCGUCUGCAGGAGGGGGUACGUCGUGUCCCGCAGGCGGAACCACUGCGUGGCUGCGUAGACGGACGGAGGUCCACUGGACCGGCGCGUCGACAGCUGAUAAACCGGGUCAAAGGUCAAAGAGUCCCGGACUGAAGUAGUGUUUUUGAUUGCACUAAACUGAGUUUGUUAACCUCGCCUGUUCAUUCAUCUGCUUUUUGAAGUGAACAAACCCAGUAAAUGCAUCCAAAGGUCACAUCAGGUCACAGUUCCAGGCUGGGGGGGGUCUCAGAACAAAACUGGGGGGUUUACGACUGAAGCAACACAGUCUGUCUUUUAAAAGUUUAAUAAGUGCUGGGAUUUCUGUGAGAUCCAUACGGACAAACAGUGAGUCCGAAACACAAACACAUUAACACACACAACCUACAACAGCCGUCACGCAAAUACAGCACAAUUUCUUCAACCUUCCAGUUCAACCAUGUUCACUGCGAUGGUCGCUGCUGUCAAAAACUGCACUGAGAUCCAACAGAACCAGCCGUUGGUUCAGAAGCCUGUGCAGAACCCAUGAGGUUUAACAAAACGGCAACAUUUAAGAGUUACUGCAACCCUCAAACGUAGUUUUCCACUGAAUAUAAACCGGGUUCUGAAGGUUCUGGUGGAUCACAUAAUCCUGGUUCAGGAACCAAACUUUCCUAAAAUGAAAGGCUGGGUUUUGACGGACAGCACUGAAGAUAACACUUCAACAUUUAAAGAUGUUGCUCAGGUGUGUCGCGUGGAUACCUUCACCUGUAUGCUUGUAUCACCUCCACCUCAUUAAGACACAAAAACACCUAAAGAGCAAAUUCUGAGGAUAAAAACGACACAACAGAGCAAAAAAGAAAAAAACAACAACUAAAAUUGGAUUUUGCUGCUUUAAUGAAAAUUAAAAUGACUGCUGACCAAAGCAAAGCUACACUUUAUCUGUGAAAAAUGCUAGUUUUAUUUAGCACCAAGUCAUCAAAAAAGUAUUUUUACAACAGUUAAAGUUUUUUUCUUUUUUGCGUGUUUUCAGAUAGAAGGUCAUUUUCUGGAGGUUAGCAUUUGUUAAUUAAACACACAAUCAAGUAUUAUUGUUGUUUGGAAAGAAAUACAGUCAUUCACACUAAAUUGUACAUUUUAUUGAUUUACAUUUUUGUACUACGUAGUUUUAGGUUUUCCUUCACUAGCUGCUCGGCUAACAGCUGCAGAUGUAUUUAUCAAAAAUUAGAAGAAACAAAUAUUAACUUUGUCCGAAUUCUUUCACUACGUCGUUCUCUGUAGCUGCGUUUCCACUGACUGUGAGAACAAAGUGGAUUUACGAUUAGAAAUUCGCCAACAAAUUCACUAAACUGCAAUGGAAACACUUUUCAAGUUGAAUGAGUCACGUGACCACCAAGCGGAUGGCGAUGCCCGUCUUGGUAGGAACUGGCGGCCUUGGGCGCUGCACGGCGGGCGCCACCAGAGGUCCCACAGCGCCACACAACUCAUGUGGAAUUGUUGGAUCCACAGCUCCUCUGGAAAACCACCAUUUCCCAAAAUGGCUUCCCUCUUAGCCCCUCCCACAUGGGAGGAGCUCGCCGCUCCACGGCCUCCUUUGAUAGAUGAUGAUGAGCGCUGGAGCCGUGGCAGAAAUGUGAUGUAUCUGCUGUCAAUCAAAGUAUUGCUCACACCCUGUUAGUGUGUAUCGAUGCUCACUAGAUCAGCAAAUAUAGACCACAAUGCAUUGUGUUCGAAGAUUUGUUGUUUAAAUUGAUCGUUUCAUCCUCAGAACACAGUGGAUUCAUAAAAAGUCUUUGUAAAAAGUUCAGAUUUAAAAAGUUUGUAUUUUGGAAAACGGUUGACAUCAUGAGCGUGUCGGAGUUAAAAUCUAGAAAACUUGUUAGUCUUGCUCUAGAUCCUUUAGGGUUCUGGAGUCGUGAAGGAAUUCAGACUCACAGACGACGUCUUUUCUCAACAGUGAAGCUAAGAAAUCCUCUGUUUUUAUUAUCCUCCUUACAUACUGAAAUAUAUAAACAGUACAGGUAGACGUUCAUUUCUUAACUGGAAAACAAUUAAGCCGACCAGAAUAAAAGAUGUUAAAAAAUCUCUUCUUGUUAAAAAACACAACUGUAGUCACUGAAAAAUCAAAGACAAAAAUUCCAGGAAGUUCAGGAUUUCAAGGUUGAACAGGUUUUGUUUAGCGAGCUCUUGAGAUGGAAAACAGACAUGUUUGUACAUUUAAACGGAAGAAUUUAGAAAUCCUAGCUAAUCCUUUGAUGACUGACUUCAUUUUUACAUUUCUACUGCAGUAAAAAUGUUCCUGUUGGAGUUGUAAAUACAAAAUAUAAGUUUGUAAGUGUGGCUAAAUAAAGUUUGGCCUCUUUAGCAGGUUUCCAUUAGUUGUUCUUGUUG
Oryzias latipes (Japanese medaka) is the source of this 8322-nucleotide messenger RNA. It is a transcript of the gene ltbp4, whose product is annotated as latent transforming growth factor beta binding protein 4. Gene Ontology annotation, molecular function: calcium ion binding. The record is from RefSeq and is a predicted model, not a curated record. NCBI's taxonomy places the organism in Eukaryota, Metazoa, Chordata, Actinopteri, Beloniformes, Adrianichthyidae.